AUGUUGCUUUACCUUGACAUUUGUCCAGAGUUUGUUAAAUUGUGGUGUGUGGGGGUGUGGCCUUGCCUCUCCAGGCCUGUGAUCUUGGCUGCAGUCUUCAUUCCCAGCCUGGGCGUUGUAGCACAAGCAUGAGUGGACAAGUUGGAGAUUUGAGCCCGAAGCAGGCUUAUGCAUUAACACAGUUUCGGGUCAGGAUCCAGGACAUCCUUCCUGACCUUCCAGCCCAGCAUGACCAAUACUUGUUACGCUGGCUUCGAGGUAAGACACGCACAUGCGAGCAGACGCUCGUGCGCGUGGACCUUGAACGGUGGUAAGAUAAGAAGAGAUCGAUGAAAGAUCAGAAACGCAGCCUGGUUUGAUUGAGGACAUUAAAAGCUCAUCAAAACUUACAUUUAUGCAUUCCCACAUUGUGUGAGCAUUUGGCAGCAAAUAUGAGGUGGAAGAAAAAGGCUAAAAAUUCAGCAGAGAAGUAGGGGAGACUGGGGGCAGUUGCACAAGCCUUAUUUGUCAAAUCAGUAACAUGCUCAGACCCUCUACUCGCCAAGAAGAAAGCGGCCAUAUUGCGCAUCUGGUCCAGCUUCUAUCAAGACAAAGUUGUUUUGGAGCUAGAAGCUUCCAUGUUGCCAAAGCUGAAGCCAUGAUCAGGAAGCACAUUGACUUCAGGAGGAACAUGAAGGUGGACACCAUCAUCUCUGACUGGACGCCUCCUGAGGUGAUUCGGAGGUACGUAUCCGGGGGCAUGUGCGGCUACGACAAGGAGGGAAGUCCAAUCUGGUACGAUGUGAUCGGCCCACUGGAUCCCAAAGGUCUCCUGAUGUCGGCCACCAAGCAGGACUUCAUGAGGACAAAGAUCCGAAACAUCGAGAUGCUGCAGAGGGAAUGUCGGCACCAGUCCAACAAGUUGGGCAGGAACGUGGAGUCCGUCACGCUCAUCUACGACUGCGAGGGGCUCGGUCUCAAGCACCUGUGGAAACCCGCCAUUGAGACCUACGGCGAGAUCCUCACCAUGUUUGAGGAGAACUAUCCAGAGGGGCUCAAGAGGGUUUUUCUCAUCAAAGCUCCCAGACUGUUUCCGAUGGCAUACAACCUGAUCAAGCACUUCCUGUGCGAGGAGACCAGACGCAAACUCAUCGUGCUCGGAGGUAACUGGCAGGAAGUGCUGCGUAAACAUGUCGAUGCCGAGCAGCUUCCCGUCGCGUAUGGAGGAACGCGAACUGAUCCGGAUGGAGACCCUCGCUGCAGAACCAUGAUCAAUUAUGGCGGCACAGUGCCGAGGUCGUACUACGUGCAGAACUUUAUCAAGGCCCAGUAUGACACCAGCGUCACCAUCAGCCGCGGCGCCGUCUUGCAGCUGGACUACCACGUCAGCGCCCCCUGCAGCCUUCUGAGGUGGCAGUUCUCCAGCGAUGGCGCCGACAUUGGCUUCGGUGUUUACAAACGUACAGAAGAGGGCAGCGAGCAGAAGGUGGCAGCCAUGUUGGAGGUUGUCCCCAGUGAACGUUACAACGCUCACCUAGUACCCGAGGACAACAUGAUCACCUGUGCUGAACCUGGAAUGUCUACAGUAUCCUUCAGUCCAAGAGGGUCAGCUACAAGGUGGAGGUGCUUCCUCCUUCACUGUGAGCACAUACGGCCAGACCGGACCAGACUGACACCAACAUGAAGAAGAAGACGCAAAACCUCUCUUGCCUCUGGUCACAAACUUCCAUCUUUAUUAUUCCACUGUGAACGUGUUUUUUAUAUAUAUAUAUAUAUAUAUAUAUAUAUAUAUAUACAUAAAUUUAUUUAAUUUUUUAUUAUUAGUUUGCAAUAAAUAUUUGUUUCAUUUAAUUGGAUGACCAAACUUGAUCACAUUUAACGAUAUACGUAUUAAUAAAGCUACGCUUUUACCGCGAGAUGCUCCUUUAAAGAGUAACGCAUACAGAUGACCGCUUGGGGGUGUUGUAGGCGAUGCUAAUAGUGUACACCGUGCACUAUUACACAACACUGCAAACAUGCUAACUAAACACUUAAGAUGGACCACUCUGCCCAUAUUUAAGUCAACAUCACGCAUCCUGUAGAGGGAAGGGGAGCCAAAGGAUGCUGCAGGAUAGGGGUGGUGGGGGUGUCAGUGUUGUUACAUAACAGCCGGGGUGUCUGACGCACUGCCAGUGUGUUAUUUACCGGCAAUACGUCAUCGUUUAAAAAGUACCCGGAAGUGUACUUCAAGGGCGCGAUCUCAUUUGUCCCAAAAAUGAACCGGAUACGAGUUUGGCUGCAAUUUAGCAUUUUAUGGCGGUUUAAUGUGUUCAGCCAACUGAACAAUAUACUACUGGAAGGGGCGUCCCUACUGACCGCAUGAAGCCAUUGGUCGGCCAUCUUGCUUCACCAAUAAAAGCACACACGCAUACACAUACAUGUAUCUUCCUUCACUACAUUUAUUAUGUUUCGGUAUAAAAAAUAACACGAAUUAACAAAAAUUCCAUUGAAACAGACUAAAUUUACUAGACCAAAAUCUCAAAAUGUCCCUCCAGUUGAAGUUGUUUCCUACCUCUAUGGUGUGAAAUUACAAUGCAUAACAAGUCAAUUUCAGUGUUCACAAGGUAUUUGUUACGAUAAGGAUCUACGUAGUAUCAAAGUUAAAUGCUAGCAUACCUUUAGAAGAUGAUCAGGAAAGUCAAAUAUUGUUGGAACUGCAUUUUGUCCUAAUCUAACAGUCUGGCCGGUCCUGUCCAAGUUCUCCUCGGUGAAAUGACUUGAACAGAGUUGCGAUCUGGCUGCAGGAAUCCACCUGUCUCUCCGCAUAUUUACUACCCAUUGCUUUAGAAGUUGAACAUUGCAGUGUGGAAAUCUAAAGGAGAAUAAGGGCUCAUUUACAACUACUUAGAUGCCAACCGCCAUAAUACAGAUGAAGAAGACAUUUGUAGACGGUCUCUGCGCUCCGGUCUCGCUGCGGGCUUCUCACAGAGAUCAAUAUAAGUCAGACUGCACAGAACACGGCUCGUUUUGAUAAAAACUGGGUUAUAGCUGUUUGUGUUGCCACGGUUGGGAAGAGGUAAGGUUUGCUGUGUUAGAGCCAUUCACUUGGGAGUUAUUGAUCCCGGAACUGUGAAUAUGUCAAUAUGUUUCCAUCUUUACCACAGUCGCUUUUGCGUUCCCUCGCAAAACAGUUUUGCGUUAUCUCGCAAAAGUUUUUUUUUCAUAUUUUUUUUCUCCAUGUCCCCUCCGGGGCUCCGUAAUAAGCAUUUAUCUACCUGUGAAAUAUAAGUCCCUUCUCGCGAUUUUCACGAGUAUCACGAUUUGUGCAAUUAAUAGCAGCACAAGACGGCAUCUCGAACUCCUCUUAGGUGUUAGGCUUUCUUGUUUUGGGUGAAACAACAUGGCGACUUCAGGCCUCCAAUGCGCAGCAAGCGAUCGGGGCCAUUCCAGUUAGAGUUCAGUGGUUCAGCCGUUGUAUUUUUAACACUAGUUGUCUACGAGUGAUGGGCAGAUGAGGCAUCACGUAGUGACACACUGUAUUGACACUGUUGUUGAAUACUGACACCUGGUGGACUUAAAAAAUCCCUGCAGGAAACAUAGUUGACAGACUCAACUGACUCUGAUUUGAUGACCUAUUGCACACGUGUCAAACUCGUGCCCUGGAGGGCCGAGACGCUGCAGGUUUUCUCUCCAACCAGUUUCUUCAGCAGGUGAUUUAAUUGAUGAGCUCCUUCCCUCAAACUGAAGGUGUUGAUCAUUAAAAUCACCUGCUUUAGUGACUGGCUGGAAAGAAAACCUGCAGUGUCUCGGCCCUCCAUGGCACCAGUUUGACACCCCUGACCUAUUGUUUCCAAUACCGCCAUUUAUGCAUUUGCAUUCACAUUUUCUUGUUCCAUAUAUGUAAUUUAAUUAAAAAUCCUCUUUGAUAUUUGAGACACACUUGAUAAAUUAAGUGAACAUCUGUCAUAAUGUCAACACCUCAGUGAAAGUGCUGUGAAUGAUAAUGACAAUGGACUCAUUGCUUAAUGAUUUUUAUUCAAAAAAUUAGUUUCUCCAGUGUUUUGUAAUUCAGUCUAUUUCGUUUCUUUGACGCAGUUUCUCCUGCUUUGGGGAAUAUGCGUUCGCAAGGCACAGAAGAAGCUGGUGUGCAUAGAAACUGCUGCACAAAUGUGACAUUUUACCUGCAAAAAAAAUAUGAAUAAUAAACUAAGUUAUUUUGAAAAUAAUUUCACUAGAACAGAAUAUUUGGAAAGUAUGACAAGAACUGGGUAAAAUGAGGAGAUCGAUAUAAAUACUGGACCUUAUUUUCCGGCAGAAGGUCAAAAUGAUCCCACACAGCAGAAAAUUCACGUUUUCCAUGGAAGUCCUCCAUCUUUGACCGCAAUAUUCGCCAAGCAAUGAACGCGUAACUAACUCGAUGCUCGUUUUGCGCUUCCAUCCUAUUGACAGAUGCGCUUCCUUUUAAACAGUUUGGCGCUCGACUGCCGACAUUGGUCACGUGACUAUCUUAAAGCUAUACGCGCACCGACACGGGGUUAGCCCUAGCACGCAUCGGCGCACGCAUCUGCGCAUCUGUGUCGCUGGACCCAUCACAAUUGUCUACUGUUGUACGUGCGUUGACGAAAAGACGUCACGAUAUGUCUUCCUUAGCUGGAAGCUACACAAGUUAGCAAACAGCCGAAACUAGCAUGAAUGAGUACCUGCAGCUAGUAAAUGUACUUUAUAAGUCCGGUGAGCUAAGCUACUGCGCUAACUUUGCUGUUGUCAGAAGACUUAACUAUUUUGGACAAUUACUUGUAUUCCUUUCGUCCUGUGAUGUAAAUCGAAGUACAAACUUCAGUGCAACUAGCACGGUUAGGUAGCUAUUGCUAGUAGAGUUCCUCACCGCUCACGAGUAGACCCUUAAAAGUGUUUCUCAUGAGUUGCAGUGCGGUUGAAAUUGACAUGGUAAGUUAUUACGCUGCUUUUGUACAUGAGGGACUUAACUCUUGAUUAUUGAUUAGUUUAAAAGUGUGGUGCUGGAAUUGAUUACGCAGGAGGAAAAACCUACAGGAGCACCACUGUGUGUUUAGAUUACUUAUACUUUGUUAAUUCACGGACUUUUGAACAGCAUUGUAUGGUUUGUCACUUAACAUGAAGAAUAAAACUUUUUUGUGAGAUCACCUGAUGUGUAU
Dunckerocampus dactyliophorus (ringed pipefish) is the source of this 5132-nucleotide messenger RNA. RefSeq names its product SEC14-like lipid binding 7 (gene sec14l7). Gene Ontology annotation, cellular component: cytoplasm. The transcript has 12 exons. Bases 521 to 1663 code for a protein of 380 amino acids. Lineage: Eukaryota; Metazoa; Chordata; Actinopteri; Syngnathiformes; Syngnathidae. The record is from RefSeq and is a predicted model, not a curated record.